UCGUACAAUGCGAAAAGGGAAGUUGAAAGAAGUGGGAGAGCGAGAUCGCUGAGCCUUAUGAAAUCUAACGUUUCAGCAGCUGGUUGGAUACUCGACACACUGUGAACAUACGUUGAAGUACUGCAAAUACUGUCCUGGAGAUACCUUUACCAUUAACUACGCUCCUGUUUUUGAUAGGUGUUUUUCUACAGUUUUUCACAUCCCGGGGACGAGACCAGACAGUGUGACAUGGCAAGUAGAGGCGGAGCCACGCGACCCAAUGGGCCAAACGCAGGCAACAAGAUUUGCCAGUUCAAACUCGUGCUUUUAGGAGAGUCCGCGGUGGGAAAGUCAAGCCUUGUACUUCGUUUCGUUAAGGGUCAGUUUCAUGAAUUCCAAGAGAGCACAAUUGGAGCUGCCUUCCUGACUCAGACGGUAUGUUUGGACGACACAACAGUCAAGUUUGAGAUCUGGGACACGGCCGGUCAGGAGCGCUACCACAGUCUGGCUCCCAUGUACUACAGAGGUGCACAGGCAGCCAUCGUGGUCUAUGAUAUUACAAAUGAGGAGUCAUUUGUACGGGCAAAGAAUUGGGUUAAAGAGCUUCAGAGACAAGCCAGUCCAAAUAUCGUAAUAGCCCUGGCUGGGAACAAGGCUGAUCUCGCAAACAAGAGAGCACUGGACUUCCAGGAUGCACAGUCAUACGCAGAUGACAACAGCUUGCUUUUCAUGGAAACAUCAGCGAAGACCUCUAUGAAUGUGAAUGAGAUUUUCAUGGCCAUUGCAAAGAAACUACCCAAGAAUGAGCCUCAAGUGACCGGAGCCAGCACCGGACGGAACCGGGGAGUGGACCUGACAGAGACUGCUCAGCCCACCAGCCGCCCAUGCUGCGCUAACUAACCCAGCUCUUCCUGCUCAUGCUCCCCACACAAAUGCACUCUCCUCCUUCUGGCUCCUCCCUUCCUUCUCACCUGAACAACAUCUGGACAUCGGGCUUCUUGGCUUUCUGACGUCAGACCUGACUUCAACCUCACUCCCCUGGAAUAGCUAAAAGACUCUGUAUAGCUGCAUUUCUAAUACUUUUUUUUUUUUUUUUUGAUGUUCUCUCUCUUUUUUCUUUUUUUUUUUAAACUUUUUUUAAGAAGUGUAUAUCAGUAUAAUGGAUGCAUGUAUCACUACAACGCCUAAAGGAAAAAAAAAAAGACAAAAAAAGAAAAACACAUUUUUAUCUCAUAUUCACUUGGAAGACUAACCCUGGUUAAGAAAGAUGAGCGAGCGAAAAACCCGUGAGCGUGUGAUUAUGUUUUGUAUGAGUUUCUGAUGAGAAGGUGUUGCCACUUGGCAGGGUCGGCUUCUUGUUGCCCGUGUGUGUGUGUGUGUGUGUGUGUGUGUGUGUGCGCGUGUGCGCGUAUGUGUGUUAAUCUUUUCUUUUUGGUUGGGUUUUUUUUUUUUUUUUUUUUUUUCUGUGCUCACUAUUUGGAAAAAAACAAAUUGUCCCCAUCUUGAGGUGCCUGGAUUCUCAGACUUUGUUGUGAGCCACUUGGGUGUCUCAGUGGUGCCAGGAAAUGAUUAUCGUGCAAACCAACAACCCUUCCCUCCCUCUUCACAUCUGUUACACAAGAAGAUGCAUCCCUCCAGGACUUCAUUUAGGGGAGACUGUGGAAAAUAAAUUUGGGUACUGUUUGGUGUUUGAAUAAAUUCUAGCAUGAAGAAGAAGAAGGAAAAAAGAAACUGUCUUUAUAAACAUGUGACUCCUGAGUAUGUGCAACCAUGCAUAGAGCAACGCUUGUCAGAUUUCUGUACAUCAUACCCAACAACAAGCCUUCGUGGUGCCGAAAAUGUGGAGUUUGACCUAAAAUUUGACCUAAAGAAGGCUCUUAUGUUGUCAUCACAGUGUCAUAGUAAAAACUUGGAGUGACAUAGAGAGAGAAAUCAACAGGAAACCGUAAGAGUGCCGAACAUUCUGUUUUGCAAAGACUUGAAUGUAUGACUAGCGAUAUGUUUAAACUUUCAGCUUAUCUAACCUGCUCUGUUUCCAUUCAGGCCAGUAGUCAACCUGCAUCAGUUUGGGUAAUGUAGAUGAAUGGAGGGGCGUGGUUUUAAAAAUUCAGACAGCAUACAAACAGAAAAUUGGACUAUCACCCCAUGUCACGAGUCUGUGGGGGGGAAAAAACGAAAAACUCUAAUGUUGUUAUAGGGUGCAAUGUCGCAAUGUUGUCUUCUUCCUUUAGUACAGCUUGCAGAGCUCGCAAGCUCACCAGGAAAUUUAUCUAGAGAUGCCGAACAAUUGUACAGUUCAGUAUAGGUCUGCAUUUUUUUUUCUUCUUUUAUUUACAUUCUAGACCUUGUCACAAACUGGUCAAAUGUUAAGCAGUGGUGGUCUUUUUAGGUGUAUGUAGUGUUAUUAACAAAAUCCCUCUCUGGUGUCUUGUUACUUUUCUCAGAAAUGGUCCAUGGUCGUGUUUGAAAGGAACUUUUAUUGCAUUGCACAGUGUUGAUCAUGUUUUAAUUAUUGAUGACUGCCCUUCGAUUUUAUAUGAUGGACUGUAUUGGACUUGCUAACCUUAUGGCUAUAAGGAAGUAGCAUAAUUAACCUAACUGGUGGUCUCUCUUACAGCUCAAUGAAUUUUAAUGAUGUAAAAACAGCAUUACUAGUGAUGGGCUGAUCAUUUUGAGUGUCUGAAUACAACUUAAUAAAUCCAAUAAAGAGGUCUGUUGUACAGCU
Messenger RNA from Maylandia zebra (zebra mbuna), 2704 nucleotides. It is a transcript of the gene rab5ab, whose product is annotated as RAB5A, member RAS oncogene family, b. Lineage: Eukaryota; Metazoa; Chordata; Actinopteri; Cichliformes; Cichlidae. Gene Ontology annotation, molecular function: GTPase activity; GTP binding. The record is from RefSeq and is a predicted model, not a curated record.